Molecule: messenger RNA, 39816 nt
Organism: Podarcis lilfordi (Lilford's wall lizard)
Lineage: Eukaryota; Metazoa; Chordata; Lepidosauria; Squamata; Lacertidae
Source: the annotation of a GenBank genome assembly
AUGCAGAAGAUAACCUGGGCCUUCAACUACCACAGCCCUCAACAAAGCCACCAAAAUGGUAUAUGCUCUUCCUCAGACAUUACCCCUGUUAGCUAUCUUGCACUGGAAGGUUCUUCUGAUGACACCAUCCAUUACAAUAACAAAGCACUCUUGCUCUGCCAAAGUUCCUAUAUCACAGGUAUUGUCAGUUUUCAAAAUGGUACGGCCGUGGUUCCCAAUGCCACCUUCUUCCCAUGCCCAACUCGCUAUUCAGGUUUUAUUGUUGUGGUGCGUCCUAGUUACAAGCUGGACACAUAAAAGGCUAGGAUUCUCUGUUGUAGGCAGAAUAUAUAACAAGUCAAAAUCUGCCCUUGAGGCACAUCUCAUAGUACCUCAGCUUCUAUUGUUGUCCUAGCUGCUUCUCUAACUGUAGAUUCAGCAUUGUGUCUUGAUAGUCCAAGCCAGCAUCUAUAUCAUGGUGAGCUAAUUCGAAGUGGAUAGGUAAUUUUAUUCACCCUCAAGUUUGACAGAUGCAUCUACAAUUAAUCCUAAUUAACUGAAGUCCCCAUGCUGUUGAAUGUGCAUUCCCUGCCCCUUUAUAUCCCCCUAGCUUGAGAUUCUCUCUUAAUAAAAUUUGAAAAACAAGUUGCCAACUAUUGCUUUCAAUAUUAUUAUAUUAUUAACAUUGAUUUAUUAAUUGCCUUCUAAACCACCAUCUCAAUAAGAUUUACAUAUGAAACAAUUAAAAACAGUUAAAAAUACAAAAAUGAACACAUUUUAAACAAGACUAAAACUCUAAGAAGUGGACACUCAUGGCAAAGACCCAUUUAGCCUGUUGGAACAAAAAUGUCUUCAGUUUCCAGAAAUUGCAGAUUCUGAACAUGAAUGAUAUUCCACAGAAAAGGGGUAGCAACACUAAAAGCUACACAUUUUUGGUGAUCAAAAAAGCCACCACCAUCAUGCCAUUCUUCUAAAGAUCUCAGACAAAAAUGUCUUUGAGCAUUCACAGGAUGGCCUUACCAUAGAGUCAGCUGCUAUUCUGAAAAACUGACCUAACAGCAGUGCCUCUGAACAUGUGCAAAGUAUGUUCGCCUUGUGAAGGGCACUAGUUUAUUUCUUUUUGUAACCUCGUAGAAUUAAAGAAUCCCUGUCUUCACUCAGUAUCUGUGAUAAGCCUAUGUAGCUGGGAGGGAAAAGCUAGUAGUCAUGUACAGUACUUCAAUCCUGUCCAGGAGUGCCAUCUUGGCCCCACGACUGUGGGUGCCUGAGGCCAUGGGUGCCGUGCAACAUGCAUGGCCCUGGCGCUGAAAUUUGUGGGUGCCCAGCCCCUUCAUGGGGAAUUUUGUGGGUGCUCAGGAACCCAGGGUCCCAGGGAGUCGGCACCUAUGAUCCUGCCAGUGCUUACUUUUAAGUAAACCACUCCAGGGCUUAGUACAGCUAUGUACAGUUUUCAUAGGACUGCAGCAGUAAAAGAAUGGAAAGAUUUAUUCAGAAAACACUGAACAGAACAUAAAUUCAGACAUAUAGAACAGCAGUCUAGCAAUAAAACUCAUAUAGUGGAAAAGGGUCAAAGUCAGAGAUGCAGGGUUAAAACAUUUAAAACUUUUAGAUUCCCUAGAAAAUUACUAAGCCACAUGUAUAUAGACUUCAGCCUUCUCAGUCUGAGAUCAACUGUCAAUCUGCCAAAUUGGUUUCAGCUGGUUGUUUGCUCAUGCUGUUCUAUCUCUAGGUGAAAAAAACAGACAUCUUCUAUAGGUGGCAACAGUGACAGCUCAUGCCCACUGGACCUGGCAGGGCUCUUAGGAAGUCAGGGGUGUGUGGUCAAUUAAGUCUCAGUGGCAUGACCAGUUCUAGCUUUCUUGCCAACCUUCUCCCUUGCAAAGAUACCAUGGAGACUUAAGCUUUGCAGUUGUACAAAUACUUAAGCAGUACCUACCUAAACUGAAAAGUGUCUUACUGUACUUUGGUUCAGAAGAGGUCCCGGCUGUCACAGUUGAUUCUCUAUGGGAGAAAAGCUGCACUUCAAUGCAAAGGAAUCAGUGCAAAUGGGAAAAGAAUGUGAUCAAUUACAUAUGGUUUGUGGACUGAAAGCAACGAAAACAGCAAAUAUUUAUCAUGUUUGCUGUAUUGAUUUCCGGUCCAGACAUGGGGCAAAUAAGCGAACACUGAUCAUUUGCACUCCUGUUUCCAUUCGAAUUCUCUGACCUCCCUACAUGCUUGCCAAGGAGAUGUUUAGCACCACGACUAGUUUGGUUGUUAGCAUUAGGCGUACAGUUGCUCAGACCAGGAAGCAGGCUGCUUGACCUGGAAGCUUUUAAAGGAGCUCUGGGCACAUUGCCUGUCUUGCAAUGCUGUGGCCUGCUGUCAGAAAAAUGAUUCCAUGUCCACCAUUUCUUCUAGUUCCCUUCUCUCAUCAGAGUACACAAGCCAAAUCCUUGCUUGUUACGGUAUAUCUGAGUUCUGGCUUCCAAAUCUGGAGGAAUUUCCCACAAUAUAAGGCAUCCCUCCUGUGCUGGGGAUAAUACGACCAGAUUCCCUUAAAUAAUUUAUACAAUAACAUGAAUGAUUUCUAUAAAUAAGUGCAUGUAAAGUUACCAUGGAAGAGCAAAACUAAAUAAAUAAAAACUGUAUGUGCAAUUGCCAUCUAUCCCACAUCACAUCACAUCACAUCACAUCACAUCACAUCACAUCAGUAUCUGUAUUUAUGUCCAUUCUACUGGCUAUACAGUAAUCCCUUGGCAGUUUAAUAAUAUAUAUUGAUAGGACACCCACCCCCUGACUUUGUGGCUGCAAAGAAGCAGGUUGUUUGAUUGCCAGGAUCUCUUACCUGUUUCUUUUAUUUAGUUUUCCCCCUCUGAUGCUCUUAUGCCCCUUGGGGAAGGGCUGUAACUCAGUGAUAUAGUGUCUGCUUUGUGUGCAGAAGAUUCUAGGUUCAAUCCCCAGCAUCUCAAGGUAGGGUUGAGAAACACUCCUUCCUGAAACCCUGGGGAGCCACUGCCUGCCAGUGUAGACAAAACUAAAUAAGAAAGACCAAUGGUCUGAUUCAGUAUUAGACAGCUUCCUAUAUGUCUCCUAUAUGUUGCACAUAAGAAUAGGGAUGGUUUUCCAGCUCCAAAGAGAUUUCCCUCUUUCCCUCAGAGGUGGUUUGCGACACACAUAGCAAAAAGUUUGUCAUUUCCUGAGCACGAUCAGCAUUUUAAAAGUUGCUUUAAUGGUUAAGGUGUGGGUGAGUCCAACAAUGAGCACUGUCAGCACUUCAAACAGGAAAGCAACACGCAAAAGCUGAAGAACAAAGAGAACCCGAUUGGCCACAAAUGCCUUGCAAGGGAGCAACAUCUUAGCAGUGGUCCUGAGGAUGUUUGCCCCUCAUAUAUUCUGACAAUGUAGGCUGUCUCUGCACAUGAUUCCCAUCAUGUGAGUGAGGAGCUCUUCCAUCUCUUUCAAAAGUCUUCCUCCUAAACACAUCCAGGGCUGGGGCUCUUCCUUAGUUUUCCCUAGUUCUGUAUCAAUUCAUCACCCCAUGCCUGUUUUUCUCCCACCCCAUAAAAGUUCAGGAAAAUGUUUUGCCUACUUUUUGAGGGGAGGGCAUGCAUUUACUUAAAAAAAAAUAUUUAGUGAUAAAUCAGAAAAAUUAAGAAUUUGUUCUUGUUCUUAAGGUAUCUUCCACAGCAGAGCCCUUCAACGUUGCUGAGGCAUUUCACUUGAAUCAAAAUGGAGGCUCCACACAGCACUGAAUUUAGCUUUCUAUUUUCCAACAGUGCCGUUCUCCACGGUCAAGAUCCUUCUAUGUUUACUUACAAGCCCUAUUCAGUAAAGGUCCCUUUGAAUGUUAAAUUAAAACCCUGCCAAUGUUAUUGCUUCCUGUUGAUCAAAGCUGGAGGAUUACUGAUUAAAAGCCUGUUAAUUGCCUCUUGAAUAGGGAUCAGAGGCAGCAUGCCAAUGAGUACCAGUUGCUGAGAAACAGCCGUGGGAAGGGGGCUAUUGGUCUCAUUUUUUAAAUAGUAAUAUAGUGUUAUUUCAUCAUUACAAACUCAAAAAAGAAAAGAUAACAAGACAUUAACAAGUAAUUAAAGUCCCCGCCCCCAAAAAAGAAUCUGACAUUGGGGCAAUUAAGGAGAGACUAUUCAACAGGCAAUUCACAGGCCACAGUCAACAGGAAAUAAAGGCAGAGCCCUUUAAAUAGAGACCUGCUCAUCCACACUAGACACACAAAUGCCGUGAUUGCAUUUUAUUGCAAUAUUGUAGGUCAGGGGAAAAACAGAGGAUGGCCUCCUGUUUCCCUGCCCCCCCCAACCUAUAAAAUUGCAAUAAAAUGCAGUAUCUGUAAUUUUUUCUGCCCUAUGUGGAGCCACUACUUUCAUAUCCUCUUAUCCAGGAUAGGGGUGAGUCAUUUUGGGAAAGCUGGAUGUGUUGUUGUUGUUGGUUUCUAAACUGCCCUUUACCUCAUAGGAUCAUAGUGUGGUAUACAGCAAAGUAAACACAUCACAAAUGCAAUAAAAUGGAUUUGAACAAUAGCAUCAAAUUCACCCACCCCCCAACUACAAAUCAGCAGUGGACAUUGUUCCAAUACCCAAGCCUACCCUUGCCCCCCAAACAUCAGCAUAAAGAAGUAUAUAUUGAGCCAUCAGCAAAAAUUCAUCAAUGAAGGACACAGCUAUAUUCCCAAGGCAUGGGAGUUCCACAAAUUGUCCAGGGCUGGGGGAAGAGGGCACAGAGAAGGCCCUCUCCAAGGUUGCCACAUGAUGAGCAAAGCUUAUCUGUGGAACCAUAAAAAGGGCCUCCCCUGCAGAUCGUAAGGCCAGGACUGGCAGGUAUGAGAAGAGACUGGUGCGUUUUCAUGUCUUUUGGGCUUAAAUUGUCCAGGACUUUGUACAUCAGAGUUCAACAGCAAAUAAGCAGCCAGUGUAGCUCCUGGAGGACUGGUGUUAUAUGAAUUCCCCUUGCUGUAUCACUCAAAACUCUAGCAGCUCUGUUCUGCACUAGUUGCAGCUUCUGGACGAUCUUGAAGGAUAGCCCAACACAGAGGAUAUUACAAUAGCCUUAACAGGAGGUGGGUAACUGUGGUUGGGCUAUCCAAGUCAAGAAAGUGUUGCAGCUGAUAAACCAGAGAUAGCUGGAAAUUGUCAAUCCUAGUCACCUACGCUCCAGUGACACAGCUAGAACCAGUAGUACCCUGCAAUUCUGCCUAGAACAUGCUAUUUCUUUAAUUCCCAGGUUGGUUCCCAACCCAGGAUUUCUAUGAAAGUGUAAUGUAAGUGUUAAUAAACCAGAAUGAAAACAUUACAAUGGUACCUCAGGUUACAUACGCUUCAGGUUACAUACGCUUCAGGUUACAGACUCCGCUAACCCAGAAAUAGUGCUUCAUGUUAAGAACUUUGCUUUAGGAUGAGAACAGAAAUCGUGCUCCGGCGGCGCAGCAGCAGCAGGAGGCCCCAUUAACUAAAGUGGUGCUUCAGGUUAAGAACAGUUUCAGAUUAAGUACGGACCUCCAGAGCGAAUUAAGUACUUAACCCGAGGUACCACUGUAUAGGGAUUUGUGAGGCUCACCCUACCAUUUGGCAGAAUGAAGCCAUCUGCUUUAGGCAGCAUCAUAGAGUGGGGGGAAUUGAUGAAAGCUGAAUUUGUUGCCUGAAUGAUAAAGCAGGACUUUCUAAAGAGUUGGCCCUAGCAGGGUGGGGCCCCCCACUUGUGCUCUGAUUCAGGCAGGAAAAUGUUUUGGAUGUGCACCGAGAAUUUGGUUAGAACAGCUCCCUCCCUCCCCCCACCCCAUGCCUGGGUCUGUGCUACAGUGGGUGUGGGAACUGCAGAUGUCUGAGUUCCAGGAUUGGACCAGCCCUUGGCCUGUGUUUACUAAGUGUCCACGCUUUCUGUGCUGUGAGCAAUAAAGCCCGCAAAUGGCUGCACAUGUGUUUCCAUUUAUCUCCAGCCAUGACUCACUGCUGGGCGCUCAGCCGGCUCCACUCCCUGGCCGUCAGCAGGACCCGCCUCCACCCUGGCUUCCUGACCUUAGCAUUGUCAAAACACUCAUGCAGAUCCUUCUGCGCCUGUUGCAAUUUUUCUGCACAUCCCCGGGGUAUUCUGAGGCUGCUGUACUGCGACUGGACCUCCUUCUCUUCGGCAACCUUGGUCUGAAUUUAGAACAUGGGGGCUGGGAGGGACCAAGUGGUCAAUGCCCUUGGCACGUUCAGAAAUAAGGAUGGGGUGGGAAAAGGGCAAGAUCUGGUGUCUACAUGAAGUGCCAUGGUAGAGCAGCAGAGCUAAGACACAGCAAUGUUUGCCCUUGCCUGUUUUCAACAGAUGUGAGUUAGAGAGGAGCUCAGGGCAGUCCCGAAUCCCAAGGAGAGGAACAGAUUACAGAAAAGGGGGAGAAUAUUUUUUUCCUUUUGUAAAAUGGAUCCCAUGCUCAUCAUGAGCAUGCUGCUGAUCUUGAAUGGCCAGGCUUCCCAUCAAUAUAGAAGCCAUCAGUGGAGGUGGCCUAUAAGGGAGAACGAGGCACUGCCUCAGUCCGCCCCCACAGCCCCUGCCUUCUUACUUACAACCAGUCCAGAGGGGUGGCCUUGGCUGUCAGCUUUGUCUUUCUUAGUCUCAGCAGGGAGGAAGAUAGGGACAAAACCAGAAUGAAUUAGCUGUGUUUGCGCCUGUCAUUGGCUUUGGCUCCAUUUCUGCUGACCUUAUGCUCUACCAGUCCUAAUGAACAUCAGUCACCACUGGAAGUCAGUUGCUGCUGCAAGGAAGAGGCAUCAUUCAGGGUACCCCUAAUUCUUUGGAAUUGUUUGAGGGAAAACCAGGGGGGAAGCUUGCGGACAGCUUAGAUAUAGGGAAUGCAGCGCCCAACACACACACUGCUCCUUCAGCAUGUUCAGGCCAUAGCAGACCCCUAACUUACGUGGAAUUACCUGGAACCUGGCCAAGAUGAAUCUCUAUGCAUGUGAAGAAUAUACAAGACUGUAUGUUGUACAACUCACUUCAACUUAGUUAAAGUGCUUGGGAAGGCCUCUCAAGCUUAUGAAAGGGAGACUCUAGAACAUAGUAUCUGAGGCUUUUGCCUCUUGAGGUCAUGUCGUUCUCACUUUCCUCUGUGACUAGACUCAUGGUCUGAGGAUUGAGAAAUCCCUGUAUUUUGGAAAGCAGCAGAAGCCACUUGGAAGAAGAAGCUGGGCAGUCUCCUGCCUUGCUGCCAGCAGCUGAAAUGCAUUUCCUCCUCUUGCUAUGAGAUUCCAUCUGGCACAACAAGGGUGGGAACUUACCAUGUUUUUAAGAGUUGAGCUGCAGCGCUGAAAACAACUUCCGCAGCUUAAUUCAAGCCAGGUCUCAAUGGCAUUUCACCUCAGAAACUAUUUUCAGGGCCAUGGUUCAUCCCUAAAACAUGAAAAGGAGUAACAAAUAAACAGGGUGCCACUGUGCAUGUGCAGAAGUCCUCUGUCUCACUGGAGUAAUCAUAAAUACCUCCCCAACAUCUGGGAUAAGAAGGCUGGUAGCAGUAGACCAGCUGAUGGAAUUCCAGAUGAUGAUUAUUUUCAAAAUCUUUGAUUCAUCACUGAUAACAAAGAUCAAGCUGGUUUAGAAAUUUCACGUUCUGAUCUGGAAGCACUUUGGUAGCCCAGUGGUGAAGCUGGUUUAUAUAUUCUUCUAGAAUGCCUAGCAUUUAUAUGCUGGCAUUAACCAACUUCCUCAGCCCCCUGGGGAAGACAAAGGUAGAGAAACUGAAGGCACCAAUUCACUGAUUUUCUCCAAGGGAAGGAAAAAUUAUCCAAUAAUUUCUUGGUGGUCAGACUCAGUAUUAUUAGUGGCACUAGCACAGAUUCUUUCUCUACCCAGCCCCCUUUUUGGUACAGCUGGAGAAAUGUGUUGUGAAAGGGGGCAUUAUUGGUUUCUUUCUGUUCUUAUUUUUAUCAUGUAUUUUGUGGGGGUUUUUUAAUUGUAAUUUUAUGUUAUGAACCACCCUGAGAUCUACGGGUUAUACGGUGGCAUAAAAAUUUAAUAAACAAACAAAAAAAACAACAGCUGUGCUGGUAUCCUGGUCACCAUUUUUGUACCCUGCACAAUAUUCUGGAAUCUAGUGUACUUCUGGGUCGCAGUGAAAGGAAAAGUGGCAGCUGUUGCAAAAAUUGUGGAAAAUAUUCAGAGAAAAUUCUGCAAAGUAACCUUUUUCUAGGUGGGGGGCAGGUGAGAAAAAAAAUCUCAAUUAUUUUCCCUCAGAAAAAUGUUGGCCCAGUUCUGCCAUAUUUCCUCUGGCAGCGUCCUGUCAGAAUGCCUUGGGGAGUUCUAUUGCCAACAAUGGCUGCCUUGCCAACAGUGGCUGGGCCUUUUAAUUUUUUUAAGGCCACAUCUGACAAAAGACAUCACCGGAGGACUUAUCUCUCCUCAACUGUCACUCACAUCACAUAAAAGCCUUCUCUCGCCUCAGCCAUUAUCAGACUGUUUCACUGGGAAAGCUGGGAAGAAGAGCUCAGUGAGCACUCAGUCAGCUGUGCUGUGAAAGGCCUGCUCCAUCAGGUUUCCUCUCCCCUCAACUGCCAUGUGGGGGCAGCCAUUCCAUCAGGUGGCCUCCAUGUGAGAAAUAGGGCUCAUUUCACCAGCUUAGGCACUUCCUGCACCUGAACAGUGCCAGCUGGCCAAUAUGAACUGUUUAGAAAUUGGUGCCUGAAUUUUGAUUUUCCUCUACUAUAUCACUGUCCUUUUCCCUUGUGUGUAAUUUUUUUUUUUUUUUUUUACAUUGUAAGCCUGAAGUUAGGGACAGUCUUGUUUUACUUGUAAGUCAGCUGCUGUGGGAGACUUUUUGGCUGAAGAGCCAGGUACAAAUGCUCUAAAUAAAUAAAUAAAUCCUUGCUGACUGAAUGGCUCGUUGACUUUUUUUCUGGAUGUUUAGCUCUGCUGAAUUAACACAAAUGCUUAUUCCAGGGAUUCUCUCUGCUGACAAGGAGCCAGGAAAACUUGGCUGGACUUGCUGAAUGAUAUUGGGGGCAAGAUUUAAGGAAGGGGGCAGGAGGAACCUGUUUAUGUGGGCUAAUCAGUGCCGCAUUAUUACUAAUAUUAUAGAUUUAUAAGUAGACUUCUAUGCUUAACUGAAGAUUUAUAAACAUACCAUGAAAACAGCUUUAAAAGCAUUUUUUUUAAAAAAGUAGAAAAGCAACAACUUUAGGCUUAAAGACAAUACAGAAUGAAAAUCUAAGGCAGAUAUCUUUUUACUGAGUUGGAAAAAGCUUGUGGAAACAAAAAUAUCUUCAAAUGUUUCUGGAAAGGACAAGGGGUGGACACCAGUCCUAUCGAUUAGGGUCAGUUAGGAUCCUGUUCCACAGAACAGGGGCACCCACCCUAAAAGCCCUGCUGUGGAUUAUUGUGGAGUGACCUCCUCUUAUUUGAGGGUCUUCGAGGGAAACUAUUCUGCUGCACUCAGUGACCUACAGGGAAUAGAAGUAGUAAUAUAUUGGGCUCACAGGUUUUAUAGGGGGAUACUAAUAAUGGAGACGAAAUACCAAUAUUGUGUAGCAGGGUGCUACCUCCUCACGGAGCCUCCUUUGAGUCACAUUUUUACAGCGCUACUACUAUUAUUCUCUCUCUAUAGAAAAUGCAUGCUGCCUUGUGGAGCGCCAAGCACACGCCUGGCCUUAAAUAAUUUAUCUAAAUCAUGUAUAUAUACACACACAAAUACAUAAUUUAGCACUCCUUCACAAGGUUCACAUUAUGAAGAUGGAAUUGAAGUUUUAAGUAGGGCUGUAUGCGCUUACUCUUUUAGCAAUGAUAAACUAUAUACUAUAAAUCAAUAUAUUACUAUAUAUACUAUAUACUAUAAAUCAUUAUAUUAUAUCCAGGGGUGCCAACUUGAAUAAAAUAUUGGAGAGGGGGGCAGGUAAGCCUCGCCCCACAUCACAAGACGUGGCACACGCGCACCAUUUAAAUGUCAACGCCCAUCAACUUUUUUUGGGGGGAGGAAGCCCCCUCAAAUAUUUUAUUCGUGGGUUGGGGGCGAAGGGACCUCGGCCCCUAGGAGUUGGCUACCAUGAAUCUGCAUCUCCGAUAGCGCCAGGCGUGUGCUUGGCGCUCCACAGGGCUGCAUGCUCUUCCUGAGCUCCGGAGAGCUCCAGAGGGAAGGAGCUGUCAAGCAAAGAAAGCCCGCGCGGGUCGCCAGAAGCCGAGCCGAGCCGGGACCGGAGGCGAAGGGAGCGAGCAGCGCAAGAGGGCUGCCGGGAGCAGGCGAGCCGCCCGCUCUGGCCCAGUGCCACGGAGAGGAGGGGCAGCGAAUCCCCAGAGCCCAUUAAAAAGCCAGGCUUCGCCGAAGCUAGGAGAAGAAAACACCUCCAUAGAAGGCAGCAGCAAGCAGCAGCAGCCACGAUCUGCGAGGCUCCGAUUUUUCCAGUGGCGGGAUCUUUUUCCAACCCCCAACCAGCCCAAGAGAGAAGGCCGAGUGCAAAGCCCAAACUUUCGCGACUGCCUGCCGCCGCCGCCGCCUAAGCGCCAAGAGUCGCCCCGGGAUCGCCGCAGUAGCGGACGCAAAGAGAAGCACAGAAGAUCGAGGCGGGCGCGCGCGCGCGUGUCUGGAUGAGGCGGCAGCAGCAGUGAGCAGUCAAAUCUCGCCCACCCGCCACCCCUCCUUCCUUCCCUCCUUCUCUCUCUCUCUCUGUCUAUCUCUCUGUCGGUCUCUGUCCGCAAGAUGAGCGCUACGCUCCCAAGCCUCUUGGCCUCGCUGGCCGUGUUGCUCCUGGGAAGGAUGGACCGCCUCGCCGACGCCUGCAGUUGCUCCCCGGUGCAUCCGCAACAAGCGUUUUGCAAUGCAGAUGUAGGUAAGAAAAGGACGGCCACCCUCCCCUUCUCUGCGGCUCCCCUAGUGGCUUCUUACGCGGCGUGAUCCCACCCCGCAUUUCUAUCUUUCUCUCUCUCUGCCCCCCCCCCCCCGGGAGCUGCCUUCGCUCCCGCUGCAAACUCACUUGUUAGCAGCCAAAACAACCCCACCCCUUUAUCCUGCAAGAAAAGAGCCGCGGUGCGCUCGGGGAAGGGAGUGGGGAGGUCGGUUCCCUUCCCUGGCCUUGGCCAACAGUUGCUAUUGUUAAGGAGGCUUUGGGGUUCAUGAGAUUGUUCUGCUGGCCGAUUCUUUCCCCGUCGGUUUAAGGCACACGCAGUCACACAUACACACACACCCCGAAGUGUCGUUCUCUGCUGGUAUUCGCCUCUUUCCCCCGCCCUAGUACGCCCGCUCUGACCCGAUCCACAGGAAUUCAUUGGAAAGCACAAAGGCAACCACGGACUCAAAUUCCUCUUUUCUGACGAUGGCUUUCUGCCUGCAAGAUGCAGGCUGCCAGGGUUUGGUGGGAACAGCUUUGAUACGGAGGGGUGGGGAGAGGUGGUGGAAACGGGAAGGGAAUGAAACCAGGAAAUGAAAACUUCACAAAGGCAAACGGAAAACGUCGGGCCAUCUUCCCUGAGUCGACUCGGUCACACCGAAGGGUGUGGGGCGUGCUCCGUUCCUAUUUGCAUUGGUUAAUUUUAAAAUAUAUAUAUAUGCACCUUUAAAAAAUGCCAUUGCCAAAAUAAACAGGGUGGGAGGGAGCCACAUGCUACCCCACCCCCAAAAAACCAACCCCCCAAUUGGAAAUUGACUUGCUGAACAGUUCUAGUGUAAUUUAGCAUGUGCACCUAGUUCCUAUUUCCAUUUCUUGAACUCAAGGUACAGCUGUGCUGUUAUCACUGUUCUGGGGGUUGCAAGUUAAUUCCCCUUGAACUAAUUUGGUAGCGCUUCAAAACGCAGGGCUGGGCUGACAGCCUACAAGGAGAUCAUCAUCUUGUGGAGGAAGCUGGAGAGACAGAUGGAGGGAGGCAUGGGAGGAUCUGAGGCUACAGAGCCUGUCUGAUGGCACCAGAAGGGAAGCUGCAGGGCAUGAGGAAGCUUGGUUGGGUCUGCGCAAAGCGGAAACCAGAUUUCCAUCGACUUACUGUAUAUAAAUAUCUUCACAGUUCCCUAAGCUCCUGGCUCAGGGGAAAGAAACUGUUUUCUUUCCUACAGGAGAAUCUCUGCUCUGUUGACUAUUUUUGCUGACUGCUGUUGCUUUUAAUUGUCAGUAAUACACCUCGGCUUCCUACUUCUGGGUGCCUUGAGCAACCCUCUAGGGAAACAGUAUUUUUGUAGCUAAGGGACUUUUUUUGGCCCAUCCGCAUAUCCUUCCUAUGCAGUAAUCAAGCUAGAGGCCCAGGUUGCUUAAUGAGCAUUCUAUAUACAGUAUAUAUAUAAUUUCAUCAUAUCUGUGGCCCUUGUUGGUCGGAAACAGCAAGUGUAGCAAUGUUUAAGGAGAAGCAUAAAGUCAUAGUCAUAGUACGUUGCCUCCUCACUUAUUGCUUCUUAAGAGCUUUGUGUAGAAGUUUCUUACUGAGCCAUAAGAGCACAUUUAAAGCACAUGGUUUCCUUCAAAGAAUCCUGGGAACUUUAGCUUGUUAAGGUGCUGGGAACUGUGGCUCUGUGAGGUGCAAAUGACCGUUCUCGGGGUUCUUUGUGGGAAGCCAUGUGCUUUAAAUGUAUAGUGUGCAUGUGACCUGUGUCUGCCCAAGAAGCAGGAAUGCCCCUUUAGUACUUGUGUGUAUGGGUUUAACUUUGCAAUCCUUUCUUCAUCAGGAGAACAGAAGACUAGGGGCAUUCUGUUUCUGCAGUCAGGGUCUCUUGUGUCUGAUCACCUAGUCCAGUCAGUCAGGGCAUAAUCUAAGACACUUUGCCAAGACCACAGAACCUGAUUUCAACGUGAGGGUGUGUAGCCUUGGAAGAUGUGAAGUAAUAAUACAGGAGAGAGGGUCUUGCCCUCACUACAGAAUAACUACAUGAGGCUCCCCAAUAUUCGGGAUUAGAGAACAGGACUUCCAAGUUAUUGGGUUUGUGUGGUGUAGGCCUGAGUCUCCAGGACUUGCCUUUUUAGAAAUUAACUACUGGAACAGAGGAGAAAAGAACCCCACCCCCCUUUCCGGCUGGCCAAUCUGGAUCUCUGUGGGCCUAAAGACCUCUGGUCUGCCUGAUUUGGGAAGACCUGAUUUUGGAUUGUGCUUUCUGUUCCACCUGCUGCUUCCCUGGCUUUGGGACGUGCAGGACUUUGGAGACCAUUUUUUUUCCAGGCAGAACAGUGCACCAUGGGUACUAGCUUUCAGUGUGAGUGGGGAGAAGUCUGCAGUGUGGCCUUCUGCCCAGCAUUGCUGGGGCCCUCAUGAGAAAAAUUAGCACUGUGUGUUUCCAUCUUGAUUCAAUCAAGAACUUCAUCUGCCAGCUCAGCUAAAUGCUGAAGAAGAGGGCUUGAUCAUUCCAUUUUGUGAUGUCAUAGUGUGCGUCCUUCGCAUUUGGCAAAUGGUGAAAAGGGCUGAAUGGAGAGCCGAGUGAGAGAAGCUGCCUUGCCCUUCUCAUUCACUAGGCACUCAGUGCUGGGUCACUCACUGGUGGCUCUUUAUUAGUAGGCGUUGCCAUUCUCUUUUCCCAAUUUGCUCAGCUUGGAAACUACUGAAAGGCCGAGCCUGAUAGGGCUGGGCCUCAAAUUCCACUUUUCCCUGUGAAUAAUCCCCUUAUUAAAUUUUAACCUAUUAAACAAGCAGCCCUGGCCCCAGUUUCCAGAUCUUGCUCUAGAGAUGGAAUUUGAAAAUGCUCUGGCAGGGCAGCCUCUCUGCUGCAACAGUCUCGUCCAUUAGAAGUUCCAGACUCUCAGGCUGCCUUCUCUGAUACUGUAGUGUGUCCAGGAACUGAGCAGCUGCUGUCAGCAGCAGCCAUUUGCGGUUUCACUUUGCUUUUCCAGUGUCACUUCCCUCCACAGAAGUAGACAUCUCUGAGAUAUGAGAACCAGUCAUUGUAUAGUGUCUGGAGCACAUACUCUCGGCAUAUAAAGCCUUUCAUGUGGGAAUCCAGUGAGACCUCACAGGACCCUUUUUGCUCCCUGCAACUAGCAAGAAAGAUCCUUUUAACCCCUUUUAACACCAAGCAACACUUUUAGUUCUCCAUUGGCCAUGCCUCAAUUUCUACCAGGCUAGCAGAGAGGAUGCCCCUAGCCCCAUGCACUUUAUAUCUGGAAUUGGACUGUGCAGUUUAACUUGCUUCCUUCUGUUUAGUAUCCUUUUAUUUGCACACUAAAGCCCAGCUUCUAGUUACGGCAGAUUUUGAAGUAAGCUGCCAAUGUGCUUUAUUCUGUAAAUUACUGAUUUGUGAUAUGAAUGGAUAUAAAGGUGACGAAGGCCUUUAGCAAUAUGCAGAAAAGUUUAUUACUAUGUAUAACAAGCAAGUUUAUUACUAUGUAUAACAAGCAAAUAGAGGAGUGUUAGUAGCCUAAUAAAAAUAAGGGUCAAUAUGGGAGACAAGCCAUAUUGGUUAUUCGGAAAACAUAAAACAAAGUGUGAAAUCUAACAUGCAUUCCAAUCAGUGUUUCCUGAUGUUCAGUUUUACCAUGAUCUAAGCUGUGAAACAGUGCUGAAUACAGCUAUUUUUAAAAAAAUCAUUUUUAUUGAUUUUCCAAUAAAAACAGCCACUGAAUACAGCUAUUUAAAGUGACAUCUUGCUAUAGGGUCUGCCCUCUUCCUAUGCAAAUGAGUUUUUCAGACCUUUUAUUAUGUAUUCAUGGAACACCACAUUUGAAGGUACUUUGGGUCCAGUCUGUUUAGGACUAUGUGCAUUAAUACAAGAACCUUGAAUACGGUCCGGUAGCAAAUUGGUAACCUCUUUUUAAUAGGUACAGUUUGUUCAUAAAAAGCUUCCCAGGAUAGUUCAUUGGUUAAAGUGUGUUGAUUGUGUGAAUAAAAGCAAAGGGAAUUUGUGGGAAUUACCUGGCAGGAAAUGUGGACUGGCAAAAACCACUAUUUGGAAAAAGUCAGUACAACUAUUGAAAUGUCACCCUCAGUCGGUUCUGCCGUGCGUGUGUGUCUGUGUGCAUAGACGUAGCCAGGGGGGGCAGCUGCUCCCCAUCAAGUAAAUAAAUAAAAAUACUUAACUAAAAGUAGAAAUUGUAGAAAUAUUUUGACAGAUUUUUCUGAGCACUUGGGUCAAAAGAAAGUAAUUUAAAGUAAAAGUUGUUGAGACAUUUCAUUCUGAAUCUGCUAGACAGAGCCAGACAGAGGAUGAUGACAGGUGGGUGUCCUGCCCCCCCCAACAUAAAUCCUAGCUAUGCCCGUGUGUGUGUGUGUGUGUGUGUGUGUGUGUGUUAGAAUUAUAUAUUCACACUUAGGUUGUGUACACACUGCACAUUUAAAGCACACACCCCUCCAAAAGAGUCAUGGGAACUGUUGUUUACCCUCACAAAGCUACAAUUUCUAGUACCCAUAACAAACUAUGGUUCUCAGGAUUCUUUAGUGGAAGCCAUGUGCUUUAUAUGUAUAGUGUUUACAUAGCCACCCACAUGGAGAGUUGCUUUUAGAAAUGAUGAGUUAGAUUUUAAAAGACGUUUAGACAAAUACAGUAAAUGGGUUAUGGAUUUUUAUCAAUAGUGAUUAGCCACAGCUAAACAGAAACUCCCCAGUCAGAAGCAGUAUACCUCCAGUUAUCAGAGGCUGGAAACAGACUAUAAGGGACGGGCACUGCCUUCAUGCCCUGCUUGUCAACCUUCCCAGAUGCAUCUAGUUGGCCACUGUUAAGAAAAGAAUGCUGGACAAGAUGGACCUUGGUCACGCCCAGCAGGGCUCUUCUUAUGUUCUUAUCCCAUUCUCUCUCAUGUGCAGGCAGGCACACAGAUCAGUUUGCAGAGAGAGAGAUUUGUGCUGUUUUUAUUCCUCUCGGGAAGCCCUUUUGGCUGACAUGGCCCAUGGAGAAACAACAGAUGUCUGUUUACUCUGCUUGCAUUCCAUCGCACUGGCUUGUAGUAGUGUAUAGAAAGCAGCAGCAGCCAUGCUGCAUUUUACUGUUUCUCUUCCCCUUCCCUGCAGUUGUUUUCACGUCAUCAACUACAGCACCAGUUCAUGGUGGCACGGGGUGCUAUGAUCUGCACACUUUAAUUGGAGUCCACUUCACAUCUUGGCUCUGCAGUGGUAACUUUGUGCAGCAUCAUGCUGUGGAUGAUUAUAUUUGUCCUCCUGGCUCCUAUGAGUUCCCAAAAAGCACUUCUCUCUCCACUCAACUGCCUGUCAGGUUAGAACCGUUAGAUCAUCUGGAUCGGACUUGUACUGAGCAAGGCCAAGGAACAGGGCUGGGACUGCAAAUGGGUGUGUGUAUUGUGUUACAUUUAUUCACUUUUAAAACAUCCAGAUUCUUCCAGUAAAAUAUGCAAAUUCUGUGUUCAGUAUAAUUUGGGCUAAACUAAUGUGUCACUUGGAAGCAUGUCAGGAAUUUAAUAAUGACACACACACACCCUCCGGGUUUUCAUUGCAGCUUUAGUGUGUAGUGAUGGAAUCCCACCCCACAAAAUCCCACCCCACCUCCAUGAUGUUAUUAGCCUUAGGAGGAAAAACACCCUUCCUACGUGCUGUGGUCCUGAUAAAAAUCACUUCCUGCACCUAUUACUUUUAUUAUUUUAAAAUCUCUGAUGUCCUUUCAAGUUAUACACUUAGCAUCAUAUGUGGUUUAACAUUUAGUUGCAGUCUCAGAGAUUUUGAAAUACUUUGUUCACAAGAAGCCCACUCUGAUUCAUUUAAAGUUACUGACCUCCUGGGUGACUCACAUACUUCUCCCGAACUGGAGCAGAUCUGUAUAUUUCAGGCUGUUGCCUGUUCUUGGGAUGAGGAGGAAGGCCAAUGGCCAGUUUCACUGGUCCAAACCGGCUCUUCCCUUUUGCCUGGAACAUGACUAAUAUAGCUCCAGCUGCACCGACUACUAUUACAAUUCAAAUUAUUUACAUUAUUUACUAUUGCUAUUCAUGUUAUUUACAUUUAUAUCCUGCCUUUCUUCCAGAAAACUCACAACAACCCUGUGAAGUAGAUUAGGCUGAGAGAGUGUGACCCUGUAAACUUUGUGGCUGCAGGCGGUGGUAUUUGAACCUAAGUCUCCCCAGAGCUCCCCUGUAUCGCUGACCUGCUAUAUACAAUGUAAUUGGCAGAGAGAACAUGAAAGUGUACCCACCUCACUUUCCAGACCAGGAUUUUCCCAUGUUAACAAUCAAUAUUAACAACUUCUUGCUGCAUUUCCCCUACCAUGGACAAGUUGUUUUAUCCCCAUUCCCUGCACCAAAACUGUGAUCCAAACAAAAUGCCCCCAAAGUGCGUUUGGCAUGGGAGAAAAGCUUUAAUAUGUGCCAGUGGCAGUUUCCUUUCCCUGCCAAACAGCCACUUCAAGGGUGGUAUUUUUGCUGGGAUCGUGGAAGAGUAAGGAAAUGGUUAAUAAAAUAAAAUAAAAAUACCCUCACUGCAGUCUCAAUCCCAUGGCUGCUAUUUAAAGUUUUAAAAGAAUCACAUAUUGCCAGGCUAUGCAUUUAGAUGUAACGUAUAAUUUGGCCCUACACAAAGAACUGGGGAGAAACAGAAUAUAGGAUCUAGAUGGGGAAAGGCAGAGUAUAGGAUUUGCAGAAAGACAUGGUGUGAGGCAGAAAAUUUUCCAGUGCUCAAUUUUUCCAUGCAAAAACAUGAUUGCAUAAGUUCAUUAGUAACUAUAAAUAUUGGGCAUGCUUGACAGCUUUAAAGUUUUUCGUUCGGUUUACUAACCGCAACUCCUAUCAGCCAUGGCCAGUGGCCAGGGAUCAUGGGAGUUGUAGUCCAGCAACAUCUGGAGGGCACCACAUUGUCUUCCUUUGCUGUAGGACACCAGAAUAUUUUCCUUCACAAAUUACCCUAAUUCACCAUUUCCUGGAAAACCCUCAUCACUGCCAGAGAGGAUGAAAGCGGACAGGAGAGGUUUUGACAAGUAGUUUUUGUAGGAAGAGAUAAAAUUGGUUGAUACAAUCCUACCUUUUGAGAGUCCGAGAACAUAGAAGGAAUAUGUCGUGUCAUUUAGGGGCUUGUUUCAUCCACUCUGCUGUAUGUGUUGGUCUGCUUCCUGUGAACUUCUGUGAGCAGUAUAGCUAUGCAAUGCUUGGAGAUAAUUUGGUGAUUCUCAGAUGUGUUUGGAUUUUGGAGAGACAGAUUUGACAUUUGCCGGGGGUAGGUAGGGCACAUCUGCACUGUGUAUAGGUGCUUUAAUCUUUGCCAGCUGGGCAAGGCAAUGCAACCAAGAAAUGCCACUGGAGAAUUUGGUGUCUGGAAACCAGUGGACAGAUUCCCCAUUUUAGAGAGGAUGUCCUAGGUAUGGGCUGUGCAACAUGAUCUAAUAAGGUGGGGGAUCUCUGCACUGUAAACUGUUAAUAUACUCUUAUUUUACUGGGAGUUGUAGUUUGGUGUGUGCGCGUGAUGAGAAUUCUGCCUAUACAAUGCCGUCUUGAACACUGUAGCUACCCAGCUAUCAAGAGCAUGAGACUUAUCCAUGUAGAACCACUCUACACUUUCUGCUUUUUUUUGUAGCUAGACUGUAGGUGGAAAAUAAUAAACAUCUUACCUUGUUUUGGAAGAUUUCAUAACCUGGAAGGGCUCCCACAAGAUGUAGGAGUAGCUGCUGUAGCUAAUUUGGGCUGUAUUCAAUUCUAGCUCUGUGGUUUCUAAUCCUUCCAAAGCACCUGACUGAUACCCUCCAGCCCCAGCUACUUAAGCUGCAUAUUUGGCACUCGUGGGCCGUUAGACUAAAGCAUAAGGUUCUCUCCAGAGCAGAAGCAGAGAGGGUAUUUGGGCCCUCUCUAUGGUUACUAGAAGGGAUGUAAGUGGCACCACAAAUGAAGUACAGAGAUGGGCAAUAUACAGUGGCACCUCGGAUUAAGUACUUAAUUCAUUCCGGAGGUCCGUUCUUAACCUGAAACUGUUCUUAACCUGAAGCACCACUUUAGCUAAUGGGGCCUCCUGCUGCUGCCGCGCCGCCGGAGCACGAUUUCUGUUCUCAUCCUGAAGCAAAGUUCUUAACCUGAGGUACUGUUUCUGGGUUAGUGGAUUCUGUAACCUGAAGUGUAUGUAACCUGAAGCGUAUGUAACCUGAGGUACCACUGUAUAGCUCAUAGGGAGUUUUCCUGGGCGCCUCUGUUGUGCUGAGCUCAGCCAUGCCAACUGAGACUAGCAGAGAUGCUAACUGUAUCUGUGAGAGCAAACUUAGCCUGCGUUGGGUACGGGAAUGCUAUAGCUGCGACUCAUUUUUGAGAGGGACCACAUCUUGCACUGCACAAGGGCUGAAGGGAUAGCAACAUGAGUGAGCAGCCAAGGGACUGCUGAUGAUGUUGUCAUACAAUGAGAAGGGACUCAAGACUGCCUUUGGCCUUUGCAUAGGGGGAGGGGUUCUUGCUUCUGUGCCAUUUGGUAGAAGAAAGUGGGCGAAGUGCACUGUAAAAGGGAGCUGUGCUGGAGGCCAAAUGGAAACAACUCCAGGGGGCAUGCUCUCAAACAUCUUGGGCUCAAAUUGGCAUUUUCCUUACAGCAGGCUUGCUUCUGUUCUUGGGGACUGGGUUGUUUUUUUAAGUGGGGGCAUUUGUGAGUGCCUUCAGACUGUUGCUGUUUUGUGGGAGAGAUUCAAGUGCAUACAGGAAAUUUAGGUUUGCACAGUUAAAGUAGUUUACCUUAGCACAAAAAAUCUACUUAAGAAAACAACAUACCGUACUUUUUGCAGUUAGAAAAGUGAUGGGGGAAUGUGCUAAGAAAUGUGGAAUGAAUAAAUGAUUAACAGGAAGACAUGUAAACACCACCACCCCACACACAAAUCCAGGUGAAUGCUCAUUGUUUCAUAACCUCCCCAUAAAGAAAUAAUAACAAAUGCUUACUAAAAUGGGGCAUAGUUAAAUCACCAUGUAAGCUUUGUAGAAGCAAAUUAGGAUGAAUGCUCAAUAAACAGGCUGUCUGAAGGAGCCCUAAGUGUUGGACUUGGGAAGAAUAAGUUGUAAGAAGUGAAGGGGUGUCAGUGUCAAGUUCUGUACCUGCAUGCCCUGUUUUCUUUUACCCCAAUAUCAGGUUUAAACAGGUACCAUAAUGUCAUGGACAUUUUGGGCUUUUUGUUUGUUUGUAUCUAUUAUGUUUUUAGCCUCAUGCUACAUUGAAUGCGUUCUGUCUAGGACUGGACCAUGCCAAAAUUGUGUGCUGACUAAUAAAUCCACUUGCUGGGGCUUGUUCUUUCUGGGCAAAUUCUUCCAAAGAUUGGUGCCAGUCCAACAGCUUGUGACAAGAGUCUUGUGCUAAGCACACUGGAAUGCUGGCCAAGGGCGAGGAGAACAAUUCAUUACUAUGGACCAAAGAAAGUUGGAGACUUUUUCCAGGUCAAAGUGGAAAGAACAGAUAGGUGACUCAUAAUCCAAAAUCCAUCAGAGUGCCUCCUCCCCAUUUUAAAGCUGGAGGCUGUGUGUCUCGUACUUGAAUGUGUCACUUUAUUCUGAUAUUUUACUCUGGGAAUCUCUCCGGGACAUCUGCCAUGGAAUCCAUUUAAACCUCAUUAUUAUUGUGUUUUGCAUUGCCAGUGCUUCAGAUCUGUAGAUUAUAGCUGGGGUCGUAUUACUACUAUGUACUUUUUAGACUUCCUGUCUUCUGUUUACACAUAUCCUACAAUUUCUGAGAAGCUUUGCUGGCUUUUCCCAUGUGGAAAGUUCUGCAUAUAUAUUUUUUAAUAAAACUGUGAAUCUCAUACUGUAUACCUAUUUUUAAUUCACGUCCCUGUUCAUUCAGAGUCUUUCACCCAGACAUACAUAGCACAGAUUCUUCUGGCUAAGAAGUUUCUCACAGUUGUCAAACACUCACUCAACCGUUGGUAAAUCUGGGGUGGAUGGCAGAAGAAUCUCACCUCAUAAUGUGUGUUGUGGCUUGGUUUUCUUCAACUUUUUUGGGUUUGCUUUGCUGUGUUUGUUUCUUGCCUUUAUUAUCCUCACUUCUUCUGUAGUGACUUGGUCUCCGCUUUGUAUGCACUGAGUGUGGAAUGUAGAUUGAGAAAAAGAAGUGGGGACUUGACCUUAGUCUACCCUGCAUUGGAGUGAAAGGGCUCCACAAGUGCAGAAUUAAGUUUCUUGCCUGCUGUUGCGUUUGUGGUAACAUCUCUGAGGGCAGGUCAAGUUCCAGAACAUCUCUGUCAUUCCCCUCUACCCCAGAAAACAUAGUUGUCAAUGAACUCCCUCUUCAUCCAAGAACACAGACCCUCCAAGUGUCCCUAUUUUCCAGGAACAUCCGUGAUUUAGAGAAGCCACCACGGUUUCUUAUUUGAUCCCAGAGUGUCCCACUUUUCCUUAUGAUGUCCCUAUUUUCUUUGGAGAAAUCUUGGGGAGUAGGGAGUUAUCCGGCCCCCGAGCUGUUUGAAGGCAAUCCUGUAUAGGGAAGUUUUUUUUAAUGUUUAAUGUUUUAUUAUGUUUUUAUAUUUGUUGGAAGCUCCCCACAGUGGCUGGGGCAACCCAGUAAGAUGUGUGGGGUAUAAAUAGUAAAAUAUCAUUAUGGAAUGGGAUGUUCCUAUUUUCAUUGGAGAAAUGUUGGAAGGUAUGAGAACAUUCCCCACUUGAAAUUAUGCCAGUAAAGGCAGGCAUGCUCAGAGGCCUCUCUCACUGUCUACCUGGUUUUACUCUCCUGAGGACUGGAAUGUGAUUUUCAGAGCAGCAGAACCCACCUAAAUGCAGGGUGCUAAAAAAUAAGUUAACCUUUGCAGAUGUUUGAAUUGGGGCAUCCAGCACAUGGGAAACCUAGGCCUUUGCUUUGAGAGACCCAAACCAAGCCAGCUCUAUGGCCAUUACUUCAGGUUCUUGCACAUGUGAUAGGGUGAAACUACGUGGGACAAGCUGCUUCUGUGCCUGCAUUAGGUCCAGAAGCCACACUUGUAACUGUGUUGAUGCUGAUGUGGGAUGACUUGUCCUGCAUCAGAGUGUUUAAAGGGGAAUAGUGUGGCAUGGGACAGCCUGGCACCAAUACCGCUCCAGAAACAGGUGCCACAAGCACUCAUCUGCAGCACAGGUCCCUGGGAUUUGUUUGUAUAUCAGAUAUACUGUAUCUGAUAUGCAGGUGGCCUGUAAAGUUGUGGCAGUUCCACACCAGACAUUUAAAGCCCAUUCAAUGGACAUUUAAAGCACAUUACUUCCCCCAAAGAAUCCUGGGAUCUGUAAUUUAAGGUUGAGUGUGUUUUAAAUGCAUGCUGUAGAUCUGUCCUUGCACUAGUAAAGACUCUCCUUAGAUGGUAGCAAGGUACUAACUAAACCAUACCCCUCAACUGCCCCAAAUAAAUUGGAACAUCCCAUUUUGGGCGGCCGUGCUCUAAAGAAAAAAUGUGAGGGUCGUGUGACUUGCAUGGGAGCACAUCCCAAAAGAUGCACUUUUUUCCAUGGUGACAUGUUGGAGAGUAUGCUAAACCCUGGGACAGGAUGCUCCAGGAAAAAUGGAUUUAAGUGGGUUCUCCUUUUUUGAGGGGGAAGCAGUUCUCUCUCCCUUACAAACGCAAAAGUUAUCUAUGCGAAUAUUACCCUUGGCAAUUCCUGCAGAUUUCAGGAACAGCGCAAUACAUUUUACUGCCCGAGGCAAAGGGCAAGAUGACGCCUCCCUCAUUCCAUGCACAAGAGUUGACAUGGUAGCUGAAUCCUGUUUUAACAGUGGCGAAGGGCCAAAGGCCUCCACUGCACCCAAGAGCAAAGGGGUGCAUGGAAGGACAUGUAAGCUAGCACACAACUGUCUGCUUCCCGUCUGUCAUUAUUUGCCAUGUGGGGCUGAUGCCUUCCUUUGCCUAAUGGUAGUGCCGGUGUUGGCAGAUAUACUUGGAAAUGGAGGGAAUUAUCUAGUUGGAUGAUCUCAGUAGCACUUCUCUGCCUCAGAAGUUCUUUAUCACACUUUCCUUUUCCCCAUUUCUCAAAAGCAUGCGGUGCACAACAGGGGUUAUAAAGAAGGAUUGUGCUUUACAAUCUAAAUUCCCAUCUGGUAACCAUAGAAUCAUAGAAUUGUAGAGUUGGAAGGGGCCCUGAGAGUCGUGUAGUCCAACUUCCUGCAAUGCAAUAAUUGGUAAUUUGUAUGACACCUUCCCAUAGUUAAAACAUUCUCAACGUGGCUUACAUCAAAAUAAGAUGAACAGAAAUCAAAAGGAAGUGAUAACCAUGCUCAGUUAAACUCAUUGGUGCCAUUCCUUGACCAUCAGGCUUAUGCUUCUUGUUGGGAUUGUACUGUACAGAAAAAAAUAGGAAAGGCUAGAGAAAGUAUCAUCAUGCAUAUGAAGGGUGUAUGUAUGUAUGCACUGUAGACAUUAAUCUUAUCAGCACUGCAUUUUUAAGGCAGAUGCAGAUAAAAUCAAGAGGGUUCAGAUAACAAAUGGUUUGAAAUGUGUCUUGUUUUUGGAGCUUUGUGCUAUUUUUAGAUAUGUUCUUAGGUUAAAUAAGUUGAGUAUACUGAGUAUCACUUGUGAAUCUACAGAUUCAAAUUCCACCAUAGUGCCCUUUGGCAUUUCCUAACUUCCUUUCCAUGAUGACCAUGAACUAAUCUGUUGGGCUUCUUGGAUGUAGACUGAGGAGCUUUCUGUUUUGCAGGCAAAGGGGCUAAGUGGUCUUUUCCAUUCCAUUUCCCCCAAAAUUUGCAGUAACAGCCUCAAUCUCUUACACUGUCGCUUCAUUAUGUUGCUGAAAGGUUAGGGCCCCUCCAGACUGGUGUGUUUGUGUAUUUUGCAGGUGUAUUCUAUAACAUGUCAUUGGUGCAAUAAUAGUGCAUUUGUGGUGGAUUUAUAUACAUAAUUUCGCUUUUAUUAGCUGUUCUGUGAUGCUUUCCCAGUGUUGCUGCUACUGCUAUCUGGAGGCGCACUCUUGUGCUAUAGCGCAACAAAAGCAGGACAACCCUUGCCCCCGCUCCACCUUGGAACAUUACAGGAUCUUAGCAUGAAGCUUGCAGGAGCAAACAGUGUUGAGAGCAGGAUCGCAUAUAACUGCCCCCUGAGCACAAAUAAUCAUGAAUGCCUGGUAAAAAGUACGUCUGGAGGGGCCAUUAGUAUGUAUUUGUGGAUACAGCCCUUUGUGCAUUCCUUGUGUCAUUUUGCACACUCUGUGCAUUUGCUCUGAAGGAAGGUGUGCAGCCGCUGUCCUUCAUGUGUUGUAUGUGCUGUGUAUGUGCUGUAUUUGCAUCUUCUGCUGGAAUCGGUGCUAAUGAUAGUACAGUUUUUGCUCUUUUUGUGGUCGUGAGUUCACAGCUUUCGGCUGGCCUUGAGUGGGAGGGUGGGGUCUUGCCUGUGUUGUCAUGCCAGGAUUUGGAGACAUUAAUGUGCCUCCAUGGCCCAGUGUAACUAUGGGAUCAUGCCCCCAUCCUCUUUCCUCACCUCUGAGCUGGGACUACAGGGACCAGAACCUACACGCAUCAAGCCAGAAAGGGGCUUGCUAAGCAGCAAGACAUCUCACUGUGUUGCAGACCUUUCUGCAACUGAUCGUAAGCCAAAUCCCCUUUGCCUUUCUCUGGAGACUAGAGAAUUUCUCUGACUCACGUUGAGCCUUGGAAAGCAAGGACACUGCUUUGCAAGCCUCCCUGGCAUACAGCAAAAGGGAAAUACUGGGGGAUCUUGCAAGGAAAAGAAAAGAAAAAGAAGUAAAGUGCUGACUAGUGGUGAGCUGAUGAGCUUGCCUAGGGCCCAAGGGUAAUAGCUACUAUUCUGCAAAGCUGCACUGGUUUCUCUGUGUGUAUGUGUGUGUGCGCACACUGUGUGGUUAUUACUGCUCUCUCCUGUUGCUUCUCUCCAGCGCACUAUGCUGUGAGUGAUAAAAGUGAUUAUAUUGCUGUGCUCUUUGCUUGCUUUCUCUUUAUCAUAUAGCCGUCUCUGCUGUAAUCUCAGUGCAAAGUUGUCAAGAGAAUCUACCCACUUUUAAAAGAAUAGGAAGGAGCCUGACUCUCACCUCACACUUGAACACACAAUAAGGUAGUGCCCUAGAAGUAAAAUUGCACAGAGCUAGGCCCAGCUUCCCAGCUUGGUAUGAGUCUUCGCAAGGCACAAACCACAAGCUUAUAAGCAAAGAACAAACCUUGGUUACAGCUUGUGGGCUAUUUAGAGUGAGACAAACCUAGAUCCGGGGUUUGGACAUAAAGCUAAGCCAAACCAUGGCUUAGCUCCUGGUAGUAUGGCAGCAACAGAAGCAGGGGAGGUGUUAGGAGGCACAAAUUUAUCACUGUUGCACCUGCAUAUUUGCCCAUUCAUGUUAAGCCAUACUUUGGCUUAGCAUUAUCUGCAUGGUGCAGAGAACUGAGGAGAGUUUUUCAUGAUGCUGGGUCAGGAGAUUAUACUUCUGUGCCAAUAAAUUCUGAAUUAUCCAUAAACUGUCAUUUUCUGAACAUGGAAGUGGGGACACCAUCUUGUUCUUUGCCCCAGGCAGCAAAAUGGGCCAGAUCUGGGAGCAAAGGUUUGGAAGCCCCACCUUCAACUACUGGAAAACUUGUUUGUUCUUCAGGCUCUAAAAUUUCAGCAGGGAUUACUCAUACUUUCAAAUGUACCUUCACAGUCAUAAGGCCUAGGAACUUGUACGGGUUGACUUUAAAAAAAGUAGAAACUGAAAUUCUCAUGAAACUGGAUCCCAUAACCUGGCUGUCUGUACUUUUUGUGCUCCUGUGGAAUUGCCGUCUCAAACAUAUCUCUGUUUCACAGAGAGAUAAACUUCUGGAAGCUGUUCUAAAAAUGCAUGCCAGUACAGCAGCAAAUAAGUAGAGUAAAGGUUGAUUUGGUGUACAUUACUACGUCUUCUACACUUCAUCAAAACCAUGGGCAGGGAGCCUCAGGCCCAAGGACCAAAUUGAGCCUUUCAGGCCUUUGGGACUUUUCCAGGACCAGGACCCAUCUCAAAUCUUGCCCUUCACUGCCCCUUCUCUGCACCCUCCUCAAGUAACUUUGCCUGUCUGGAAUUGGUUCUUGGGGUACUAUAAUGCCUCUUGCUUGCAUGUAGAAAUCUCUUUUUUAUGCAUGGCAGAAAUGAAGUCUACUGUAGAAAGCUUAGAGUCAAUAUGUUGCUCCACCCACUUUUGUAUCUGGCCCCACCCACCAUCUGGAAAGUUGCCCAUGAGGAAAUGUGUCCCUCUGUCCUGGCUGAAACAGGUCGCUGCUUUGUUGCAUUGCUCUGGAGUUGUUAAUGCCUCCUUAUUUUCCCUUUUGAAGACCUGUCACUUACAGUAGACCCCGAGGAUGAAUCAGGCUUCCUAUAUUGCACUAUCAAAACCAUAGCUGCCAGCAAGGGAACAAACCAAAUUCCCUGUGGUUUAGUUUAACUUAAUUCCUACUUGAGUUUUGACCCAAGAAAAGCAUCCAUUCUGAUGACGCCAGCAAAGACUUGUGUGCUCAAAGGCCAGGCUAGGGACUGCUGUGGGUUCAUUGUGCUUAGAGAAUUAAAACCAAAGGGAAGUCUGGGUUACAGUGAUGCAACUAGCUCAAUUGCUGACAUUUACUGAGAGAGAACAAAGACCCAGUGGAACUACCCAGUGUGCAUGUGGCUUUGACUUGGAUUGGAUAAAACCAGAAGGCUUUCAGGGGAGGGGGUUUUGCACCCAAUUUUAGGCAAGGUUUUGCAAUCUGCAAUGAAAUAAGUUAUAUUCUGGUUAGCAUGCCGAAAGAUAACCUUGCUUGACAGUCUUGUCUAGGAUACCAGUAGAUGCUUUUAAAUUUUGCUUUAUUUUGUCACUUGCUCCAUACCUUCUUUUUGCCCACUAUCUUAAUAACAUCUUCUUGAAUUCAUAACUGGAGCAGUGUAACUAAGCAUCUGAGAUGAGGCGGCCGGCUUUUGGCACAUGCCAGUCUCCACAAAGGUGGAAUAUCUUGCAUAUUCCCCUUGCUCUCUUAAUGGGGCUAGGUGGCAUUACUAGGGUUUCCCAGAGAAGAAAGGUGUCAGAGCAGCAUGCGUGGAGCAUGAGAUGUUGAGCAAAUGGAGGCUUGCUUGUGCUGGUUUAGGGAGCAGCAGGGUCUACCUGGGAUCAUUAGGUUCCUUGCCAUCUAUCCUUCCUGUUCCUUAUUUCUGGAGAUUCCUCUGUCUUCUCAUCCUGAGCAGACUAGCUAGCUCUGUGCAAAAACCAGCAUUUGGAAGGGCUACUAGUAAUAUGGGGGCGGGGAGGCUUUUUCCAUUUAGCAAAUGUGGGAGAGAUGGCUCUGAGUGGCUGGAGAAGAUUUUGAAGGUAGCACUUGAACAGCAUUGAUUUCUUCCCACACCCAUCAAGGAACUGGGAGAAAGAGCGUCAGCUUUAGAUAUAAGUAGGUUGCUUGUCUGGAACGGCUCCUGAUCUAGAAGCAUCGGUGACUCUGGGAUACUUGGGCUGCUUCUCUGUCUUAUGUGCAAGAUGUAUCCCGUUCCCCUGCCCUCUUGGGUCACUUCCAGCCUUCAGUUCUAACAUUGCAUCUUGCUGAGCUGGAUAAUAGAACAAGCACACCCCUUUACCCUUGCCUCUGGUUUGAGGAGAGGCUUGAUAGGUCAGCCCAAAAGUCAUGUGUUUGACCAAAAGGCAGGAGGGAGAUAAUAGAUUCCUCUAAUGCAUUGUACGUAGGCCUGCUUUUGAAUGCUAUUUGGAAGCUCCAGUUAAUGCAAAAUGCAGUUGCUAUAAUGCUAAAUGGGACGCGGGUGGUGCUGUGGGUUAAACCACAGAGCCUAGGACUUGCCGAUCAGAAGGUCGGCGGUUCGAAUCCCUGCGACGGGGUGAGCUCCCGUUCCUCGGUCCCUGCUCCUGCCAACCUAGCAGUUCAAAAGCAUGUCGAAGUGCAAGGAGAUAAAUAGGUACCAUUCCAGCGGGAAGGUAAACGGCGUUUCUGUGCGCUGCUGUGGUUCGCCAGAAGCGGCUUAGUCAUGCUGGCCACAUGACCUGGAAGCUGUACGCCGGCUCCCUCGGCCAAUAAAGCAAGAUGAGAGCCGCAACCCCAGAGUCGGUCACAACUGGACCUAAUGGUCGGGGGUCCCUUUACCUUUAUGGUGCUAAAUGGGACUGUCUGUUGGGGACACAGACAGCAAUGGGAGACAGUGAUGGCCACCGACUUGGAUGGCUUUAAAGGUGGAUUAGACAUGUUCGUGAGGACUAGGCUUAUCAACAGCUUCUAACCCUGAUGGCUGAGUUCUUUCUCCAUUGUCAGAGGCAGCAUGGCUCUGAAUGGCAGUUGCUGGGGGUCACAGGUGAGCAGAGUGCUGUUGCUCUCAUGUCCUGCUCACAGGCUUCCCAUGGGCAUCUGGUUGACCAGUAGGAGAACAGGAUGCUGGACUAGAUGGGCCAUUGACUUGAUUCAGCAUGCUCUUCUUGCGUUUUUAUGGCACAUUUCAUAAGAUACUGCAUUAUACUGAGUAAGAUUACUGGUACACCUAGCUCAGAGUUACCCACACUGACUACGAGCGGCUCUGCAGGAUUUCAGAGAGGGGUCUCUCCCAGCCAUACCUGGAGAUGUAGGGUAUUGAAGCUGGGAUCUUUUGGGUGCAAUGCAGAUGCUCGGCCCCUGAGCUCCAGCCCUUCCCCAUCUUCCUGGUGCUUUAACAUUUGAACUAAUCAAUUUCCAAGCACAAUUCAAAGUGCUGAGGCUUACCUUAAUUCAGGGCGGUCCAACUUUUCAUACCAAGCGGGCCACAAAAGUACUUUGACACCGAACCCAUGGGCCACACCCUGCCCUUUGCUUUGCGGGGGGGGGGGGGCAAAAUUUGACCCUAGAGCUCUCCCACCUCCUUCCCAAAGCUGGGAAAGUGCUAAUUUGGCCUUGGGAAGGAGGCCGGAGCACCCUGUCAGAGCCCUCAUGCCUCCUUCCCAAAGCCCAGUGCCUCCUAUAACCAGCUUUGGGAAGGCAACAAGAGGGUGGUGAAGGAGGUGGGUUGGAUAAUGGAUAAUUUUGUUGAGGGCCACCAAAAAGGCCUUGCCCCACAUGUUGGACCGCCCUGCCUUAAGUCCUUCAUGGCAGGGACCCUCUUCCCUUGAACUUUGUCAUAUUCCCUUGAGCUGUGGCCAUUGCUGAGGCUGUCCAUCAGGUGCCCUUGGGGUCUGAAGUGAUGCCUUUAUCAAAUGACUUUUGGUACCUACUUUUGAUUAGUUUUUUGGUACCGGACCAAGAUCUCUUUGUUUUCCUAGCUUUUAGACUCUUGUUAUUGCUUUAUGCUGCUGGUUUGAUUUUUGUUUUAUCUCUUUUUUUAAAAAAAUACUGUGUUUGUUUUUUUAAUCGUUUUUGUGAACUACUCAGGAAAUAUUUAUACAGAAGGGUGUCUUAUAAAUUCUUAAGUUAAAUAAGAUUAAAAAAUGGAGAAUUCCACUACUAGAACCACAAUCUGUACUUGCUGAAACAGACAUACCGUAUUUGAAACUUCUACAAAUAGCUUCUUAAACAGCCUGCACCCAUGACCUAUGUUGUCAAAGGCACACCUUUCUCUUGCAGAGAGGAGUUCAGUGCUAAGUUGUUAAACCUCCCAGCUCUUUAAAGCCACAAAUCUCCAUUUGCUUGUAGGGCUGCAAGGGGAAGAAAGCACAUAGGAUUCCUUUUUCCUUGAUCUUCUCUUUGGGAUUCAUGAACAUAAAUACAUACAAACACACACUCUUGAUUCCUUUUCCCUGAUCUCUGGCUUGGCUGAACUGCCGGGUGCUUGGCUUAGAAAGUGCAAAGCAGCAGUUCCCUUCUACAAAGCCACACUGUUCAGAACAAAAAUCUUCCUUCUACGAGGUUGCAUUUUUUGCCAGUGAUUCAGCAGCACGUGAGUGGAAAAGCCUGGAGCCGUAACUAUUAGCCAGGCCUAAAGACUCUCAGCUGCUGUCACACAAUCGUCUGGGCCAGGCCAAAAGCAUCCAAGCCAGGCCACAGCCAGUUUGCAGCAAACGGAACUCAAAGCGGGCUCUGAAACUGAGCCUGAUGAUGGAUGCACCAUAUGUGCAGUGAUGGGAGAGAGCCCUGCGCACAGAGAUGUGUCCUCCCCUUUCCUGCGAUGCUUGAAACUCCUAACUAGGAUUAAUGCUGAAGGAAACAGUGAAAAUCAUAGACCUGGAACUGACUUGCUUCAGCCCAGCAUUUCACACUGAGAGCCUGCCACGUUUGCAUGUCUCAAUAAGCCAGACUUUCCAGCUUAUUGUGGUUUCUUGUGAACAAGCGACUCCUCUCCUGGCUCAAGUGGCACAAACAAACCAGGAAACGUUGGCUUUCCAUUACUGUAUAUCCAAACAAGGAAACAUGGUUUAUUGCUCCCUGACAAGUAGCUAUAGCUAACCAGCCUUCUGCUAUGGUUUGUUGUUGGCUUGCUGAUUGUGGCUUGCUAGUUAGAAAUUAUCUAACUGCACAACUGCCUGUAUCCCACCAUUUAAGAGUUAACACAUGUCCAGUGCCAUCUUCCCAGUGGUUUAGAGGCAAAGGCAAACAAGUACCAUCCAUCUUGCUCAUGACUACCUUUAACGUGCCUUCUUUUAUUUUUCUGUUCUCUGAACGUAGCUGGUUGUUUCAAUCAUCAGCAGAGUUGAAAAAGAUCCAGUGGGUAAUUGAUUCCAGGGGUGGCCAAUGGACUGUCCACAAGCUGCAUCUGAACCACAAAGCGAUUGCGGCUAGACUCCAAGGGCCUUACUAAAUUUUAUUCAGAUUAUGGUGUGUGUGGUUUUUUUAAAAAAGUGUUCACAGUUUCUCCUGUGAGAUUGCAGUUUAAAAUUGUUUUCAGAAGCUGUGAGCAAGAAAAAGACUCCUCACCUCAGCGUUCCACCGGUUUGUGUUUUGCAUGCUACGCCCCUACUGAUAACCUAAACUGAGAUUAUCCAGUUACUUACUGUGACUGAGCAAGCCACACCUUGCCCGGAAUCUCAUCCCAAAAUGUCCCCAACCCUUUAUUUUUUACACAACACAUUCUGAACAAUGUCGGUUUCAGAAGCAGCUGGCUGCAAUGGCCAGAGCAGGCAACAGUUUCCUAAAGCUAAUGCCUCCCUCUCUCCCUGCCGUUGUGUCCAUCUUGUUUUCUCUCUGGAGUGGAACAUGAAACCCAAACAUGGGCUAUCCAUCUCUGGGCUGGAUUACUGGAGGCAAGAUAACUAGCUCAAGGGGAUUUGACACAUUUCAGCACUUGCAAGCCUCUGCUGCUUGUGUUGGGCCAGCUUUCCUGUGAAGCUUUUCUUUGGGAAAGAAGAUCACAGAUGAAGCGGCUCUUUAUCCAGCAGAAAGUGAGGCCUAUACAUGGGGAGUGGGCCCUGGGUCACAUGACCGAGCUGGACAGGGCUUUGAACAGGUGGAAGUCUCCACUUGCCCCACCCGACCUACAGAACACCUUUUGGGGGGUGGGACUUACACCAGUGUUAAUUCUGCUGGCUGAAGUUCUGCUGGAUAAGCCCUGGAUGAGCCAGGGCGAGGGGCUUAGGCUGGCGUGUCUCCAGCUCAGCCGGGGGUGGAUGGGGACUCAGUGGUCGAGCACAUGGUUUUUACACACACGAUCCCAAGUUCCACUCCCUGGAACCUCCAGUUAAAUUAUCUUGGGCAGUACUGCUGGAAACGACCCUGUUUCAGUCCUUGCAGAGCGUCUCUGCCAGUGAGAGUAGACGGUAUUUAGCAUGGAUGGCCCAACAACCUGACUUGAGGACUGGAAACCUUUUGCAGAAUAUCUAAAGCGCUAUUGUAAACAUGUAAAAACGAAGGAGUAUUUGAAUGGAGAACAGCAGUAAAACAUGUACAGUGGUACCUCAGGUUAAGUACUUAAUUCAUUCCGGAGGUCCGUACUUAACCUGAAACUGUUCUUAACCUGAAGCACCACUUUAGCUAAUGGGGCCUCCUGCUGCUGCUGCGCCGCCGGAACACUAUUUCUGUUCUCACCCUAAAGCAAAGUUCUUAACCUGAAGCACUAUUUCUGGGUUAGCAGAGUCUGUAACCUGAAGCGUAUGUAACCUGAGGUACCACUGUAUCUGGAAGCAAGGAUAGGGUACAGAGUAUUUAUAAUGUGCAGCAAUAUUAGAAAACAUGGGGAAACCAUGGAGGGGUAGAGGGGAGGUCAAAUGAUAAAUGAAUAUUAAUUGGAAAGUAUGCAUUGUGUAUUAAAUUUGUAAACUUUUGAAACUUAUAAUUAAAAACAACAACAACAACAACCAGCCUGACUCUCCAUAAGGCAGCUUUAUAUGAGGAAUCUUCCAGCCAGCAGGAUGUUGAGUCAGGUUUGUGUAUGAGGAAAAAAUGAUACGGUCUCUCUCAACACAGAGAAGCUGUGUCCAGUAAAAACAAUGAAGAGUCCUGUGGCAAGACAAAGACUAACAAAUGCAUGCCUCUGAUAAAGCACGAUGUGGCUCCUGGAAGCUUUGUGCUGCAAUAAAUGUGCUGGCUUUUUUUGGUACCACAGAACCCUGCCUUCUUUUUUCUGCUGCCCGCUACAGACUAACAUGGCUGCCCCUCUGGAAUUCAUACUCAAUUACGCUGAUUGGCAACAUGUGUAUGGCAUUCCAGAGUUUACUGAUGGAAUGUGUUGCUCUACAAGAUGUUCUGAGUAGGCCUGGGUGGUGUAUCAAUUUGAUACAUGGCCCAGGAACAGUUUGAUGGCCAGAGCAUGAUGGCGCCUUCACCUGGUAGUAUAUUGGUGGUGGAGCAAUAUUACUGUCUCCACUGCCAGGCGCUGGCGGCAUUCAGAGCAGAGAUGGUUCCACCCCACUGCCUCUUGGGUCCGGGGCCAACGCAGCUUGUUCUUCCCUAUACUUUUCAACAUUGUGAUGUAUUGCGAAGUUGGGCUGGUGAUACAUCACAAUGUUGAAAACCUGAUAUUACCUAGCCCUAGUUCUGAGGACCUGCUGGUGCCACUCAGGACUUCUGGAAACAGGGUUUCCCUCCCCCUGAGAGUUACAAUCAUUUCUGGUUCAAUUUUCAGUCAGGGGUAGGACCGUGGCUCAGUGGUAGAGGAACUUCAGCGCAUGCAGAAGGUCGCAGGUUCAAUCCCAGGCAGGUAGGGGAAGGAGAGACCCCCGGUCUGAAACCCUGGAGAGCUGCUGCCGCUUAGUGUAGACAAUACUGUGGUAGAUGGACAAUGACCUGGUUCAAUAUAAAGCAGCUUCCUAUGUUCCUAAUGUCUAAGCUUUUGGUGGUGGUGGGAUUUUUUUUUUUUUUUAAGUAAGUUUCUAGCCCUCAUAAAUUGCAGAGAAAAUAAUGAAAGUGGGAGGACUGGGUUGCACAGUCUAGACCAAGUCAUGCAACAACUGAGCAGGAGAACAUCCAAGGCAUUCAAGGACCUAUAGGCUGCUUUGCCUGCUUGCUUCCAGUCUCCUCUGUGGCACAGAAGCAAGGCAAAAAGUUUUAAUUACCAAGCAACCCGGUUACUAAAAGAUAUACAGCAUAUGCAUUGUACUGGGAUGCCUGCUGCCCCCUGUGGGUUGGUUUGCUUAUGUUUUCUAAGUUCACAAGGUGCUCUGUUUGCACUUAGGUGUGGCAUACUCAUUUAGUUUCUGCUACCUGCUGGUGGUGCAGUUGUCUUAUUUAUUUAUUCAUAAAAAAUAUUUCUCUAGCACUGUAUCAUAAAAAAUAUAUCACAGUGGUUUGCAGCAAUAUAAAAACCAAACCAAACAAAAACCAAACAAUAAAAUCCUAAGAAGUUAAAAACAAGUGAAAUGAAAUGAAAAGCAAAUACCACUAGACCAUUGUGGGGAGUGUACUCUUCAGUGUGUGGUGGUUCUGUUGGAGGCUAAAGUGUGUCAGAUCAUGCCUUCAGGCAAGGAUUUGGUUUAACCUUUAAUCAUCAUUUUUGUUUUCCCCGGUGAUGUAUUAAAGUAUAAGUUUAUAGUGCUUGCUUGCUUGGGGCGUAAAGUUUUGUACCAGUGUCUUUAAUGAAUAAAUGGGAGAGAGGUAAUGUGACCCAGAGCUCUGUCACUGAGGUACACUAGCCUUCUCUAAACCAGUGCCUUCCAGACAUUUUGCAUUGCAGUUUCCAGCAGCCCUGACCAGUGGCCAUACUGCCUGUGGCUGGGUAGGGGUUGGAGUCCAACAAUAUCCAGAUGGCACCAGGUUGGGGGAAAGUACAGGUUGGCUGGUCUGGACCCAGCUUAGGAAUUUCAGUAUUAUUUUAUAUGUUGAGAGCAUACAGACUCAUGGAAAAGAUAUUGCCCUUCUUAAUUCAAAUCGCUUUUUCUCUAGCAUCAGCACAGCAAUAAAUGUUUUCUUCAACUCAGUUAUAGGGCAUCUUCUUGCCUCAGGUGCACAUUUUGUGCAAGGAUUCAAAACAUUAGGGCAGGAUUCACCUAAUGAGUCCCGCCAGGAGAAGACCUGUGUGAGGAUUCCACUUGUACAAUGGGAUCCCCUCAAAUUGACUCUGAGGGCAUCAGGAAAAACCCCAAAAUCAGCAUGCAUCAGCAGGAGAAGGGGGUAUCAUUCCAUCUAGCAAGCUGAAAUAUUUGUGCUGACAGAACAUUGGCCUUAGCACAAUCUUGAAUUCCUCCCUUAGUAUUUCUCUAACUUUGAACUUUUUUUGGGCAUUGUGCCUGGCACCAUUGUGCACAAUGUUGCCAGAAAACAGUCAGUUACCACAAACAGUCUGCUCUCUGUGAAUGAACAACUGUCCAGCGUAAUAUGUUACCCCAGACAUGAAUGAAUCUUUCUACAUGUCAAAGCUAUGUUGAUCAUGGGUGUAUUUUGUACCUCCAAUGCCAUUUCUCCUUGUGGGCCUCCCUGGACAUAUUUGAACAGUUUUGGUUGAUGCAACAUGAAGGUUAGGGUUCAUUCAAACCAGUUCAUUUAUCUGUGGUAACAAAUGGAUUACCAUCUUGCUUUUGGAGGAUACUUGCAAAAUUGCUUUCGUGAUAAGCUUUUUAUCCAGGACACAAGGUCCUACCCCUUCGGCCAAUAAAUCACUCAGCAUCUUGCACACAGAUUGCCCUCGCCCUAUACGACAUGCCUCAGCUGUGCCUUUUGCAAAUAAAAAUAAGCUUAUUAACUUUCACUUUAAAUGCUUUUACUUAAAAUGCUUGUUAAAAUUGAAAGAUCUUGGGCCAAGUGCUUGAAGUUCAACAGGGUGGGGUGGGGCACUGUUUCAGUGCUAAGAAUUUCAUCCUCCCAUUAUCUCUCUCAAUAAGGCUGCGUAUACACUAUAUAUAUAAAGCUCAUGGCUUCCCCCUAAAGAUUUCUGGGAAUGGUAGUUUACUCUUCAAAGAGCUGCAUUUCCUAGUAACCCUUAAACCACAGCUCCCAGGGUUCUUUGGGGAAAAUAAUGUGCUUCCAUUGUGCUUUAAAUGUUUGAUGUGUACAUAGCCUAAGACUCUGCAUGUGUGGGUUUCAAGCUGAGUGGGCUUUAGUGACAGGGGGACAGGAAGGCAGGGCAGGGAGGAUUCUGACUCCUGGCUUCUCUGCCAAGGUGGGUGACAGUGUGGUUAAGGCUUUUAUUUCAUUUGGUGUUUUUGUAAAUCCACAACUUUCGGAUUUGCUCAACAACUGUUGGGUUUUCUUUUAAAAAGCUCAACAAUUUUGGUGCUUUCCUCAAUAAUUUUGGGGACUUCCUUUAAGAAAGCUCAAGGAUAGAAAAGGAUACAUUUUUUUUUUUAAAAACCCGUUAUUUCCCUCCAGCAGCCUGGUUUGAAGAUUAAACUACCUGAAGAUGAAGUAGAGGCCAAACGUGAAAUAUUUUUGAUUUGGGUGAAGUUUUCAGUGUGUGAAAUUGGGCUUUCACUUCAGAUUCCUUCCACCUAGGUGAGGUUCUGAAUUACAUUCAACAAGAGAAGGCUAUUAGUCUCCACACUUGAUAACAACCAAUAUCCCUACAGGAACAUGCUUCAGUUGCAAUUUCAGUCUCCCCUGUCUUGGAGACCGGUUGCAGAUCUGUGGCCUUUUGCUCUGAAAUAAAUACAGCAAGGAGGCAUUUCCGGCCUCUUCCUAUAAUCAAAGAACCGCAGAGAGUAAUCAGGAGAGGGCAGUAUAUUGUUUGCAGCAAAGAUGUCCCUAGGGAUUAACAGCUUCAGGCUUUGCCUGCUGAUGCUGCUGAGCGUGGCAAAGGGUGGCGAGUGAGAUUCUCUGUUGGUAGGAUUCUAUUAAGCCUUGGAAGGCCUGGACCCAGUACUGGUGUUGCAUCUGUCUACUAAUUUCCUCUGUGUCUUUAUGUUUCAGUGAUCAGAGCAAAGGCUGUCUCUGAAAAAGAGGUGGACUCCGGAAAUGACAUCUAUGGAAACCCCAUCAAACGCAUCCAGUAUGAAAUCAAGCAGAUAAAGGUAAUGAGCAGUAUAUCGGAAUCCUAAUUGUACAGACCUUAACUAAAAAGAAACGAUGUAUUUAUGUAUCUAAGUCUACACACACACACACACACACACACACACACACACACACACAAAGGCAAGUAACUUCCAAACUCAUUGACUUGCUGCCGUUCUAGCUAGGAUAAUGCAGCUGUUUUGCUAAAAGAUGAAAUGGUGCCAGAAAAGGCUUUGGAAGCUUAUAGUUACCACAAUCCUCCAAAGUAGUUCUGAAUAUCUUAAGACGUUUUUAUGAUGGUGUCUUUGCAACACUGGGUUCUCAAGUGCCUCACUCUGGCCCAACAGAACUGACUGAAGAAAAGUGGGGGGACGGACCCCUUUAGUUCAGGCUAUUUUAUGGGUUAUAAACACCCCAUAGUUUGUUAUGAGUGCUGGGAAUUGUAGCUCUGUGAGAAGAAGACUACAGUUCCCAGGAUUUGUUCAGUGGAGUGGGGGAAUGUGCUUUAAAUGUAUGGUGUGUAUGCAGCCUUAUGCUUAAGGACACCAUAGGCAUGGGAUCUAGACCUCCUUCCUGUCCCUAGUGAGGGAUGGGUUAGAAAUCAUAUUAAAGUGAAUGAUGAGGGACAAGGUACAUCAGAGGGAGAUACCAAGUGCUUGAGAGGGCAAGAAUCAUGACAGGUUGCUUGCAGAGGAAAAACAGCUCCAAUAGGGUCCCCACCUGCUGGCCACUUCCUAUAUUUCUGCAUAUACUUCUGUGGGAAAAGCAGAGGCAAUGCCAUUGGAAACAGGCCUGUUCGGGGCUGAGUAGAAGGGAAAAUGACUCAAAGAGUCUCCAGAGCAAAUGCACACCACCGCUUUAAGCCCUAGAGAAUGCUGGGAUACUUGGACAUCCUGGGCCAAGGUCUUCCCCCUGCUUCCUGCUUACCUUUGAGCAAUGUGUGUUGCCAGCUUCUGAGUUCCUCUAGUACAGCUGUACAUUCUUCUGUUCUUUCAGGGCAAGCAUUUUGCUGGAGGGAGAGGAGUGGUGGAGCGAAGCAAACAUUUUGUGGUUUCUCUUUCUUUUAUGAAUGUCACUGCACUUUUAUUGAUCUUGCAUAUAUGAAUAAUAAUAACAAACAGCAGAAUCCCUUCCACCACCACCCCUUCCACUGCCUGGAGAAGAAUAUACCUAUAACAAUUUUCAUACCAACGUGGGAUUCUAUUCCAUGAACAAUACGUGGUCUGAAGCCAUGACUGCACUUGUUUUUGAACUUGUACAUCUCCCUGAGAGUCUUGUUACUGAAGGGUGGCUUGCGUUUUUCAAAAUAAAUAAUACAAUAGGUCCUGUGAUAGGAAUUUUGAGGUCUUAGAUAUAUGGUAAUGUUCAUAACCACACGUACAUAGAUCAGCAAAGGAAGACCGACCUGAAGCCAUUUUGAUUCCUAAACUGACCAAAUGUUUUCUCUGCAAGGUCAAAGUGGGAAACCUCCCCAUUGUCUCUUUCCUCACACAUCCUGUCUUAAGGACACAUUUAAGAUAUGAAUAGGGUCUGAGCCUGUGACCUGGCCCAGGAACUAAGCAUGUAUCACUACAAAAGAAUGGCUGGGCUCCCCAGGCAAUCCAAUCAAGUAACCUGCCAGACAGGAGAUAAACAACAACAGGAGAAAAGCAAUAUUCAAAUUUCUGUUUUAGACCGCCUUUUCUGUGAUGCAGGUGAGAUGUAUCUGAGGGGUCUUAGGUUACACCCGUUCUGUAAUGCAUGUAUCAUGUUUGCGUGGCGAGUUCCCGCCCCCCACCAGGAUAAAUAAAGACACCAGACACCAUAAUUUAAGGUUAAUUGGGCGAAUUAGGCCACAACUUUAUUGAGUUCAGGAAUGAGAGGCAUUGGCUUAGGCAUUGGUCCUAUCGACUAUCCGGCUCCAGCCCAUUUGCUGGAGACACGGGGAAGGGUUAACACUAUAUCGGGAGUCUCCUGCCGAGGCACGUCGACUCAGGAGCUCCCGGGUCACCGCUCUGGGGCGUGCCUUUGGCCCUCACCUCCAUAGGCUUUGGACAGGGCCACGCCCCCCGGAGUCCUUUAACGGACCACCCUUCGUUCACUGGGGGGAGGUGAUGGCGCUCCUCCCCCCCCACAUCCUCUUAACCCCUUCUUACCAAUGCCUACCAUGUAUCAUGUUUCUGGGGGUGGUCUUGAUCUACAGGGUGGCAAUUUCAAAAGUCUUUAUAAGGCCUUGCAUGCCAUUUUUCUGGGUCCUCCUCCUCCUGCGGGUGAGGGGAACACCCUGUUGCAACAGAUCAAUAAAGAUGAAGCUUACUAGCUGCUUUGCUUUUCAAUAUUCUCUGGUUGGCCUCUGUUAUUCUCUCCUACCAAUAGGGAACCUAUGUAAGGACUCUAUAUGGGCUCUUGGAUACCCCAUAAGGGAAAAGGGCAAUUUUUUGUUUACAACAGUCCAUGUGUAGCUUCUCCUGCUCUGGAGUGCCUUGUAUGCUCCUUUACACCAAAGCUGGCCUUCCUGUAUUCUGCCCAUGGCUUCACCCAACUUCUUCCCCUUCCAGAUGUUUAAAGGGCCCGACCAGGACAUUGAAUUCAUCUACACGGCUCCUUCUUCGGCUGUCUGUGGAGUGACGCUGGAUGUUACUGGCAAGAAAGAGUAUCUCAUUGCAGGUAAGGAAUAUCUCUUGCUGAGAAUUAUUGUCCCCCAAAAGGCAAAGAAAAGGAGGACUGUAAUGCUUUUUAAAAACACUUUAUACAUGCCAUUCGGAGCUGGAGGAAAGUUCAAUAGGGAUUGAAUGGGAUAUCAUGGUGUUAGGUUGGAUGUUCAAAUCCUUGCUCUAGUUAGGAAGUUCAAUUGGUAAGGACUUGAGCAAGUCACUGUUGCUCAGCCUAAACUACUUCACAGGGGACUUGGUUGUAAAGCUAAAACACAGCUCUUUGGAGGAAGGGGACAAAUAUGUAAUCAGCAGAGCUUCCUUGGGAUGUAACCAGACUGUGUCCUGUUCUGGCUACUAGUCAUGAGGAUUAAAUGCACUCCUAACUACAAAUGCAAUCUGCCCUCCAUUGUGCAAGAAGGGUUUGUGGCAUAUUGCAAACUGCCCUAUACAGUAGUCAGUAUUAUGCAUCUGAGGCUGCUUUCCCUUUAAAUGAUCUUGGUGUAGAGCUUUGCACAGUGCCACCUCCUGGUGUUCCCUUGAAAGGGUAUCUGUUCUUGUCUGGACAUGAGCAAAGCAGACCCAUUGGUCUAACUAAGCACGCCAGUUCUCCUAUUGUGAUAGGAACGUGCCUUGUAUGAAAUCACACACACACUCCUUCCCCCCCACCCCACGUACACUUGUUUGUGUUUGUCCAAGAUAAGACACUUGAUAGGGCGAUGUGCUUGAUGAGGGGUGUGUGCGCGCGUGCACAACCAUAGGACACCAUGCCCCAACUAAAACCAUUUUGCUCUGCCAGGGAAAUCUGAAGGCAAUGGCAAGAUGCACAUCACACUGUGUGACUUCAUCAUUCCUUGGGACUCCCUCAGUGCUACCCAGAAGAAGAGUCUAAACCAGCGGUACCAAAUGGGCUGUGAGUGCAAGGUAAUAAACCAAAUAAUGAGACCAUUUCAGCUUGUUGACUUCCUGCUAAUCUGUAUGCGUGAGCCUACUCAAGAGAAGCGUUUUGCUUUAGUUGCAGUGAUGGCAAAUCACACAAGCCAGUUGUGUCUUUUAUCUCUGCAGAUCUCCCGAUGCCCUUCCAUCCCCUGCUAUGUCUCUGCUCAGGACGAGUGCCUGUGGACUGACUGGGUGACAGAGAAGAACAUCAACGGGCGGCAGGCAAAGCACUUUGCCUGCAUCAAGCGGAGCGAUGGUUCGUGUGCGUGGUACCGUGGAGUGGCACCACCCAAGAAGGAGUUUCUUGACAUUGAGGACCCUUGA